CAGGAAAAAGACAAGAGUGGCGAAUGUUAGGACACAUUGCAGCCUUGGACAUGUACGGUUUGAUGCUGCCAAUACCUUUCAAAGCUCCUAGGGACACAUACUCACCCAAAUCAUCUAAUGCACAAAAUAAGUUUUUCCAUGACAAAUUAUAUGGAGUCUGUGGAGUCUAUAUUUUCCCCAGGAGAGACUAGAAAAAAAUUCAGUCAAUUUAUUUCAGUUGCUGAUUUUUGAAAAGCACAAAUUAACUGCAACACAAUGGAACCAAAUACACAAUCACGGAAAUUAAAGGUCCAGAUUAUCAUAAUACCAGCAGGCCCUCAGUCUACCCAAGAUUAGAGUGAGGAUACAAGGAUAUACGAUCUAUCAAAGAGAUUGGCUUGGAGAUUCUGGGUUUGUUCACAGAUUAACUGUUGUGCAUAAUUAUUCACACAUUCACACGUGAAGAUUACACAUGAUGAUUGGGUAGCAGUGAAGUCACUAACUGAUAAAAAGUAAAUAAACUGAAACCUUUUCUUUUCAAUUGCAGAUUCACACCAGUAUUAUAGUUAUUGAUGUCUGUGCCAUCACUUCAUUUUAAAAUGACUCAAGUGUGAAAAUUCCCAGUCACAACCUCCGCACACACACGUCAAAUGAAACUUUACUGCACACCUGAGGUGGUGGGUGAGUGAGUGAUUGACUUUUAAGUUGAUUAGAAGAUCUCUGUUGACAGUGCUGGCUUGAUCUGUCAGACUAAAUGGAUUACUUUAGAUUGCCUAACAAAAGCUUUCAGUGUGAAGGGGCAAUUUUGAGAUAGUUUGAUCAGUGUAUGCUAAUAUUAGUAUGAUUAGGAUGUGUGACACUUUCUCAUUGAAACACAGACUCAUAACAAGCAAAUUAUGUGUUCAGAAAAUAAAGAUCAUGCAAAUGCUAAAUUAAUUUACAUUUUGUAAUAACCAAGACUACAGGAACAAAGAGUUUAUACCUUUCUUUCUUGCAUGUUUUAGUAGGUGUUUAAGCACAGGAACUCUUUAGUGACAGUAUACAUACACUGUGUAUAUAAUGAGUACAAGCUAUUCCCCUCUGUCACUCCCCUGUGAGCCAUUUGUGGUAUAGCCUAUCCCACGGGCAGAUUUAAUGAAUGACGACACUGGACUUCUCCCAGAGGAGGGUGGAAACAGGCAGGCUUCUGGGAGUCAGUAAUUGCUAAUAUUAAUUAGUACAAAGCAGUAAAAUAAUCAUUUACACCUACUAUACUUAUUAGUAAUGUUAUCCAAGCCACCCCACAUCAAAACAGUCAAUCUCUUUUCUCCAUUUUGGUCCUGGGUUUCCUAGAAAAUUUGUUACACCAGCAAAAAGUCCUAUUUCAUGUAUUCUAUUAGAUACAUUUAUUGAACUUAUUCAGAUCUCAGUGUGAAGGCACAAAUUACUGUUUCAUGGUUCCCCUCCUGUUCUCUUCCAGCAAUCCAUCCAUGUCUGUCAGUCAUUUCCCCUCUUAAUAAGGCUUCCGGCAGGUUGGCUGUCUGUACAGUAGAGACCUUGUUUGUCACCCGUGUCUUUUACACUGUACCCACUUGGUUAAUCCCUUUUGUCCAGCCAAACCUCAUUAAUCUGGAUAACUGAUAUGAAUGAAGGGGGACCAAGCCUUCCUCUUCUCCCUCCCACCACCGUCUCUUUCUCCCCCGGAAAGGAAGUGACCUGCUUGUCUGAACAGGAAUCAGGCCAUGGCUACACAGCAGGAUGACACCAAUUUUGGUUGUGUCCUACGCACAUGUUCACACACAAAUGCACAAGCAGUGCGCACAAGAGCUGCAACUACUGAUUACUUUCAGUAUUGAUUAAUCUGCUGGUUAUUUUCUCGAUUCUUCAUCUGGUCUGUAAAACAUCAGAAAAUAGUGGAAAAUCCCCAUCACAGUGUCCCAGAGUCCAAGGUGAUGUCUUUUAAUGGUAUCCUUACAACUCAUGAAUAAUAAGUAUUAAGUAUCCAUAAAAGCAUCCAAGAUUUCCCUGUUAGCAGCAGGGGUGGAAAGAAAAGUAGCGCAAAAAGCAAAGAGGUCAGGGCAGGACAGGGUAGUUAGGUGUGGGUUGGAAUAAAAUGCGAGAUGGAAGGGGUGGAGGAGUUUCACUACAUGAGGGCCAGUCUGUUUCUCAAUUCAAGCUGCGGGGAUGGAAAUGGCAGAAAGCCAAAAGUAUCCAAAUGCCAAAUCAUCCACUUUACUAAUCUUGAGCUCUGUCAAACACACUUAAAUCUGCUCAUAAAUGCAAGUGGAUUCACAUCUUUAAUAACACUUUAAUGUGUGCCCCCAACCCUUCUUCCUAUUGUUCUCUACACCUCCCCUUACCCCUUGCUAUGCAAAUGUAAUCACCGCCCACUAUAAAUACACCUAUUCUGCCAUCCUCUCUUGCACUGUGACACAGGGGUCUUCACUCACUCAAGAGACACACUUCAGGAUUGCUCCUCCUUUCCAACUUCUGUCCCAGGAUGGCUGCAGCGCUCUGCUCUCAUUUUAUCUCCAGAAAGUCCUCCCAUUCGGCCUACCUACUAUUUCUCCUUCUGCUUGCUGGGCCCAGCAGCACAAUAGCACUUGGUCCUGGUAGAGGAAGGGAAGGGCUGGAAGGACGAGCAAGAGCUGAGGACAGGGUUAGAUCUGGAGUAAAGGACAAAGGCGGGGACAGGGCAAGUAUUGAGGUCAACACUGAAACUGGAUUUGGAGAUACUCGUGUUUCUAGACCAGGAGCUGCAGCAGAAGAUGAUGGUGAAGUGUGGGGGGACCCUGAUACUACUACUGGCUUCAGGUCCAUGCUUUCUAUAGGUGAAAGUGGACUGUGGGAGCCCCGCAGUUCCUCUCGCUGUGUCCCUAUCCCGUCAGGCAUGGCCUUGUGCCAAAACAUCGGUUAUGACACCAUGAGGAUGCCCAACCUGCUGGGCCAUGAGUCUCCAGCUGAGGCUGUACAGCAGAGUGCCAGCUGGUUGCCACUACUUGCCAGAGAGUGCCACCCUGAUGCCCGCAUCUUCCUCUGCUCUCUAUUUGCACCAAUCUGCCUUGACAGGUUUAUAUCACCCUGCAGGAGUUUGUGCGAAUCUGUACGGGACAGCUGUGCACCAAUCAUGAGUUGUUAUGGCUACCCCUGGCCAGAAAUUCUGCGCUGUGACCAGUAUCCUGCAGACCAUCUCAUGUGUAUCUCCUCUAUCACCAACAGCACUCUUCACACAGGGGGGCGUAGAGUGCCCCAGGCAAGCUGCCGGGAUUGUGAGCUGGAAGAGGCAUCUUCUUCAAAAGAUACACUGGAGACCUUUUGUAGGAGUGAUUUUGUUGUGAAACUGCGUCUAACACGGCUCAAGUACAGUCCAGUAAGCCUGUCUCAGUUCUCAUUGGCUGCAAAACUUGACGUUCUGAAACAUGGACCCCUGUUAGGUGGGCAGAUCCGCUCCCGCAUCGAACUGUGGCUGGAGAGGGAUGCCACCUGCGUAAGAAACAUGACACGGCACCACCAACGAGGCGGGACCUUCCUGGUGACAGGCACAGUGCAGGGGGAGCGCCUGGUGGUCAAUAAGGCUUACGCCUGGCAAAGACGAGACAAGAACCUGAUGGCAGCUGCGCGCAAAUGGAAACAUCACAGAUGCAGGAGCUAGGAUUAUGUGCUAGGUUAGAAAAUCCAAAAGAACUGACAUGUGAAACAAGCAUUAAAUAGCUAUGCAUAGGGAAAGGAUAGACAUAGCAUUUAGAAUUUGACUAAAUAACAACAACUGUAAAUUAUGCUCGGUAUAGUCUUUUCAAAUCAUGUCCAAAUUUCUGUGGUUAUGGAAGAAAUAACAUGCAGUCAGGUGGUCACAAAUGAGCUCAUAAAGAACCAACACUGUGUCUCUCAGGCAGUGGGGGUCAAAGAAAUAAAAGAUCUUUAAUAGAAAAUGUACAUAUCUGUGAAUUUUAAGUAAAAAUCGCUGGUCUAUAUUUGUAUGGCUUUGAAAAAAAUUAAAUGUUGUGUUCUAAAUCCUGAUCAAAUGCCAUUUAUUCAUGAAUAACAGAUCAUACUCAAAGAAUACA
Messenger RNA from Siniperca chuatsi (mandarin fish), 4022 nucleotides. RefSeq names its product secreted frizzled-related protein 5. Lineage: Eukaryota; Metazoa; Chordata; Actinopteri; Centrarchiformes; Sinipercidae. Gene Ontology annotation, molecular function: Wnt-protein binding. Bases 2459 to 3610 code for a protein of 383 amino acids. The transcript has 4 exons. Gene Ontology annotation, biological process: negative regulation of canonical Wnt signaling pathway; non-canonical Wnt signaling pathway; canonical Wnt signaling pathway. The record is from RefSeq and is a predicted model, not a curated record.